AAUGACGCAACCGUUAUACCACUGGCCCUCCACUGGGAAACUGGCGUGGAUUUGCGCUAGCAUUACUUGAUAGAUUCAUUGUAUUUAGUUAUUUACUUGUGUCUACCAUACCCGAUCUGGCGCAGUAGUUUCCGGACAAGCUUUAACAGAACUGAGGAAGGCGGUAACAGCGACCAACGAGGAUGUUUAAAAAAUUUGAUGAGAAGGAGAAUGUGUCCAACUGUAUCCAGCUGAAGACUUCAGUGAUCAAAGGCAUCAAAAAUCAGCUGUUGGAACAGUUUCCAGACAUUGAGUCAUGGCUUAAUCACAUAAUGCCAAAAAAGGACCCUGUCAAAAUAGUGAGAUGCCAUGAACACAUUGAAAUCCUGACAGUGAAUGGAGAACUGCUCUUCUUCAGACAGAGAGAAGGACCGUUCUACCCAACCCUCAGACUGUUGCAUAAAUAUCCUUUCAUUCUUCCACACCAGCAAGUAGACAAAGGAGCCAUUAAAUUUGUCUUAAGUGGAGCCAACAUCAUGUGCCCCGGGCUGACGUCACCAGGCGCUAAACUCUACCCAGCUGGAGCUGACACAGUAGUUGCCAUAAUGGCAGAGGGAAAACAACAUGCACUUUGUGUUGGUGUUAUGAAGAUGUCUGCAGAAAGCAUAGAAAAAGUCAACAAGGGAAUUGGAAUUGAGAACGUUCACUAUCUGAAUGACGGACUGUGGCACAUGAAGACGUAUAAAUGACGACAUCAACACCUGCAACACCCGCCCCCCCUCGCCACGCCACGCCACGCCACGCCACUACCCCCCGGAAAGUGUGGAGCUCUUGACAGCGAGGCAUGAGCUGCCAGUCAACUGUUUACACCUACGGACUUAGCUGUGUAACCUGCUGGAGGCUUUGAAACCAAUCGCGAUUAUGCACAAAUAAAAGAAAGAUCUUGCUUUAAACCUUAA
Dicentrarchus labrax (European seabass) is the source of this 938-nucleotide messenger RNA. RefSeq names its product MCTS1 re-initiation and release factor (gene mcts1). Gene Ontology annotation, molecular function: RNA binding. Gene Ontology annotation, biological process: formation of translation preinitiation complex. The transcript is spliced from 6 exons. The record is from RefSeq and is a predicted model, not a curated record. The coding region runs from base 183 to 728 and encodes 181 amino acids. NCBI's taxonomy places the organism in Eukaryota, Metazoa, Chordata, Actinopteri, Moronidae.